GGCCGCGCCCGCUCACUUGUCCCCAGAUGCCCUCGCCCCCCGCGCAGCUCGGCAGCCCCGAGGAGGCAGCCUCGUGGCCGCCGCCGCCCUGCGGCCCCUGCAUCCCCAUCCUGCUGGGCCUGGCCGCCCUCGCCGCCCUCCUCAUGCUGAGCACGGCCGCGCUGGCCGAGCGCCUGCUCCGCCGCGCCGCGCGCCCCGACCCCGGCCCCGGGUGCCGCGCGCCCGCCCUGGAGUGGCGACCGGGUGGGGAGCUGUGGAUCGCGGCGGCGGGCUCGGCGCGCGAGCCCUCGGAGUGCUGGUUCGGCUGCGAGGAGCCGCUGCUGGCCGGCGCCCCGCCCUGGGAUGGAGCGCCACCCCCCGGCAGGCCGAGCUGCGCCGGGCCCGACGCCGCCGCGAGGCCCGGGAGCCCCGAGCCCGACUGGGGCCUCCAGCCCCGGGUCACCCGGGAGCAGCUCUCCGCCUUCUGGAGGCGGGAAGCCCGGCCCAGCGGGGCUCCCGAACCGCCCUGGCGGACUCCCUGGCCCGGGCCUGCAGCGCCGCUCUCGCCGGGCCGGGGGCCGAGGCUCGCAGCCUGAGCGACGGCGGACGCGGGAGCCCGACCCGACCCGGGGCCGAGCAGCCGCCGCCGGCCGGGACCGCGGGAAGACUUGUCCCUUCCGAGAGGGAACGGGGGGGCGGGGGGGCGCGGGGGACUGACCUCGGAAAGUCAGUAUCACAAGCUGUAAACAGAAGGUAAAAACAUGAAAAUAAUACAACACAGAAAAAGUUACUAAGUUUUAAGUAGACUUGUUGCCUGCUGGUGGAAUUGACCGUAAACUCUACUUUAAAAAAGUCUUUUGGGCCAGGGAUUUAGCUCAGUAAUUCCGGCGCCUGCCUCGCAGCGCAAGGACCUGAGUUCGAUCCCCGGUACCAAAAAUAAAUAAAAAAAAUAAAAUAAAAAAGUCUUUUUCGCUGCUGGGGGUGGAACCCAGGACCCAGAGCCGCUGGUGCCAGGCUAACGCUGUACUUCUGAGCCACAACCCACUCUGCUCUACCUCUAUUAAAAGCCGAGGGCCGGGCGGAGUAACCUGGCCCAACUCCCAGCUAACUCAGAAGGCCGAGUCAGGAGGACGAAGUUCAGUCAGUCUGCAACAAUGUAGCAAGACCCUUUCUCCUAAUAAAAAGUAAAGGGCGGGGAUGUAGCUGGGGACAGGGGGCCCCUGAGCGCAAGCCCCAGAGCUGGGGAGUGGAGGGGGAGGGCGACGAGUCGGCAAUCUGGGAAAGCGUCAGACGCUACACAGCCUUCUCCCGGAGACGGAGACGUGGGGCAAGAGGAGAGAGCCGGCCCGGCGCCUGGGCCCGGCCCUGCGCUUCCGCUCCGGAGGCGGACGGCUGGACCCUCCAGCCCCUCGGGUGCAGGAAGGAGCGAGCGAAGGAGCGGGCUCCGGGCAGAGGGCGGAGCAGCCCGCCAGCCUCCUCCCUCGCCGUCACCUUCCCCGAGCCAGGGCUGCGUGAGGAGCGGCCAGGCCCAGACCCAGGUUAGCGCUGUCUUUCCAGGGCAGGGGUCGGAGGAUGUGGGCAGGGCUGGGGUAAAACGGACACAAGACUGAUAGAGGGGGCCGGGGGCGCAGCUCAGCGGGGCAGCACCUGGCCGGCAAGCGCAAGGUCCUGAGCUCGAUCCCCGGUACCAAACCAACCAACCAACAAGCAAACUGACAGGACGGAGGCACCAGGGCCCCAGAGGCACCAGGGCCCCGUCCCCCUCUGUCCCCCUCGGCUGGCAGGGCUGGGCCGCGAGGCUUCUCCCCACGGGAGCCAAGGGCCCCCAGGGCCUCGGAGCCAGACUGCCCCACCCACCACGUCCCCGAGACUUCAGGGAGGCUUCUCAGAGUCUGAGGCCUCAUUCUCUCUCUGACCGAUGAGAGAGCUGGCGGUCUGCUGGGACUUUUCUUCAUCGGUGACAUCCCAAACCCUCCCAGGACUUGCACCGCGCUUGCUGUCUGUUGACUGGAGAGUCUCACUGUGGCGUCCAGCUUGUCUCAACUCCCGGGCUCAGGCGAAGCUUUGCGUCAGCCUCGAGCAGAGUAGCUGAGACCACACCCCACUCACUCUCACCCCAACUCCCAGCCACCUCUGCACUGGCCAGGGAGCUCCCCAAGGCCCCAUUCUGCAGGGCAGGGCAGGGACUUUAAGGAAUCUAUCCCAAUUAUCCAGGGAGGCCCCACCUGGCCACCUGAGCCCUUAAAAUCGGAGACCUACUGGCUCCCUGGCACGCUCCUGCAACCCAGCACUCUGGGAAGCUGAUAUAUUUAGCUCCAUUAGGGAGCUAAAUUAGGGAGCCCUGUCCGUUUCUUCCUGUCUCCAGAUGCCCCCAAAGCCUCGGGUGCUCACUGAAACAAACUGUGUGUGGACCUCCGGCCCACAGACGGUGAACCAGCAGCAGUGCUGUGAGGCCCGAGUCUGCAGUGUUUGUUAUCCCAUAGCAGAUGGAUUGCGCUCUGCCGUCCUGCUGCCCCCAGCCCGAGCCUUCUCUGCACCCCGUCACCCCAGCCUGCCCCUUCCACUCUGCUCCCCUUGCCCACGGCUGCCCCUCCUUCCCUGCACUCUGGGUCAGUUCUGACCCUGCAGGUCUCAGGAUUGCUCUCAGGAGGCCUCCAGGGCCGAGCUGUGGGGCGGACAGGUCCACGAGGGCCUCAGCAGAGACCCAGUGAGACUGGGCACCGGCAGGCGGAGGCCGCGUGCAGGGCUGGAGAGAGCUUGGCCUGGUGACGCUCCCAGCCACCUCCCGGCCAAGGCCUUCAGGGAGCCUCCCUGGGACCCUCUCCUGUCGUCACAGCUGACACACGGCCCUCACAUCUACACGGGGAUCCAGGACUGGAGUCGGGUGUCCCAGGCAACAGGGAUCUGCCCAUAAUGCCGUGCGCACCCCAAGCAAUACCAGUGCUGUACCAGCAAGAAAGAAGAGCACGAGGCAGGAGAGACUGAGUACCGACAAGCCACGAGGGCGUCUGUGCUGAGUGCGGGCGCAGCCGGAGACCACGGCCUUCUUGCUGCUAGAAUCGCAGCACUGCCCGCCAACUGGAGUGUGGGGACACGCGGGGCUGGGCUGGGCCAGGGGCCUGGCAGUGCACUGGAGGGGUCAGAAUGGGCCUCUUUAUAGAUUGUACCUUGGGUUUUUUCUGUCAUUUUCUCAGAAACAGCACUGUUUUAAACAUAGUUUUUAACAUAGAAAAGCAUACGACAUUUAAUAUCUUAAAAUAAUGAUAGUCAAACUAACCAAAUCAAUAAUCACAUUAAAUAUAAAUGGUGUAGGCCAGAAAAACAAAUAAAAGACGUCCAAGGCCAGGCACAGUGGUGCACGCCUGUGAUCCUAGUACUUGGGAGUCACAAAAUAUUAUUAGAAUUAGUAAGUUAGUCUAGCAGAGUUGCUAGAUAUAUGAUCAAAUAUAUAUACACACAUAUGUAUAUAUUCAACAUCAUCAGUCAUUAGGGAAAUACAAAUCAAAACCACAAUGAAAUAUCACUUUGCACCCACUGGCAUGACUAUAAUGAAGACAAGACUACAAGUACUGCCAAGGGUAUGCAGAAACUGGAAUUCCUAAACAUUGUUGGUGGAAUGGUCUUUUGUUACCCAUUGCUUUUUAUUUUAUUUUUUGGUACCGGGGAUCGAACUCAGGACCUUGUGCUUACAAGGAAGCUGAGGUGCCACUGAGCUAAAUCCGCAGCCCUAUCAUAUCAGUUUUAAAAAGCAGUUUUGGCUGGGCAUGGUGGUACAUGCCUAUAAUCCCAGUACUCAGGAGGCUGAGGCAGGAGGAUCUCAUGAGUUCAAGGCCAGCCUGGGCUACAUACAUAGUAAGACCCUGUCUCAAAAAACCAAACCAAAACAAAGAAACAGUUUUGGCAGUUCCCAAAAAAGUUAAGCAUACAUUUUAAAUUAUAUUCUCAGGUAUAUUAGAACCACCCAAGGGAACGCUUUAAAGGGGUGAAUUUCAUCAUAUAUAAAUAUAUAUAUAUAAAUAUAUAUAUAUAUCUCAUUUCAAAAUUUUAUCUCCGAAAGAGGAUAUUAGAUAUAUUAUUUAGAGCUAUGAUAAUAAGCAAUAGAAAGACUAGGAAGAAAAAUAUAACUAAAAAAAAUAAAGAAAAAAUUGAAAUGAAAAUGUGAAAGACGUAAGAAGAAACAAGGAAGAAGAAAAGUGUGGUGAGGCGAUCCCUAUCCUUUAUGUCGGGGUCCACAGCACACAGUCAUAAAGCUGUGUUGGGGUGUGGCUGGGGGACUGCGCCUGCCCAGCAGAGAGCGCUGGGCUACGUCCUUAGCAAUGCAGUCAGUCAGUCAGUCGAUGAACAGCAGUGGUUUCCUCAGGGGCAUAAGAGUGAAUGGAAAUUAUUUUACUUUCUUUGUUUUACAUGAAGUUACUGAUAACUAAAUUAAUGAAUAAAAAAGGGGGAAGGGAAUAAAUUGACUAUCAGAAAAUUUA
Molecule: messenger RNA, 4454 nt
Organism: Heterocephalus glaber (naked mole-rat)
Lineage: Eukaryota; Metazoa; Chordata; Mammalia; Rodentia; Bathyergidae
Source: RefSeq, a predicted model, not a curated record